AUGAAUCUAAAUAACGCUCAAAAAGAUGUGAAUCUAGAAACUGGUGAAGAAAUUAAGCGUAAUGAGUAUCGUAAAAUGAGCACGUAUGACUUCGUGCGGCGUGACAUUGAGAAAUAUUUCGCACAUCCGGAAGAAGCGCUCGUAGCUCCUGAAUUAGCUCAACCUCAGCUGCCUAAACCACCACCUGAAUUCGUUCGCAAUGUAUGGGGCUCUGCCGCUGGAGUGGGCAGUGGGGACUUUCACAUUUACAGAGGAAUUAGACGAAGAGAAUAUACUCGUUUAGAAAUGAUUGAAAAAACUGCGGAAGAGGAACGUUUAGAUAGAGAGUUCCAAAUGAAGCAAAAAGCAUUAAAUGAUCUAGCUGCUGAAAAAACUGCUAAGAAGCGUGCUAAGCGUCAAAUGAAGAAAGAAAAACGAUUAAAUAAAAGAAAACUGAAAUCAAAGUCAAAAUCUAAAUCUGGUGAAAACAGCGAUUACUCAGAUGAGCAGUUAGAAAAUUCUGCGCAAAAGGAAAGUAGUGAAUUUAAUAAGAUUUAACGGUCGAAUUAUAAAUUUCACAUUAUUGCUCUUUCUAACUCAUCCAUUACAUUUGUACGUAAUACGUUUCCCCUUAUUUCUGACAAGAUUUAUUCAUGGGUAGUUUAUGGAAUUAUUUAAGAUAAUAUCCUAAUUUUUAUAAGGUAUCCUGUUUAUUUCAGUAAUGCAGUGAGAAGACGAAGGUUAUCAGAAUCAUGUAAUAUAUUUGCGCAAUAUAUUUCAAACAAUGUGAUCACAUAUAUAAUUAUUAAGACAUUUUUAUGCGAAAAAUUAAAGGUCAACUAGAAAAAUUAUAAGGUAAAUGGAAAUAAAGAAUAAUAAAGUACAUAAUGUGAAAACCACGCUGCAUAAUAAAUCACUAUUAUCAGGGUAGGUUAACGGUAAGAAUAAAUUGUCUUUGAACACAUGAAGAGGGUUUCAGUCUCCGUAUAGCCAUGGCUUCAAUAAACCUUAGUGUGCGCUCUUCAAGGCUUUUGUACAACACUACAAAGGCUGACUUGAUAUCAACCUUAUGACCGGUCACAACCAAAUGUUUUGCAAUUGAGGAAGAUGUUUGUCUAUCCUGCUUUGCCUGUAUUGGCAGAAAUAGCUAUAGUUUGCCAUAUCAAAGUCAUCAAUUUUUGUGGUACUUGCAUUUUGAAGACGAAAGAACGGAUCUGUAAAAGCCGGAAAAAUCUUGCUGUAAUGAUAAUAUUCGUCUCACUUCUUUCCCAUACAAUCCUGAUAGACAUAUCACUAAUUUAUCCUCCAUUGUGUUGUCCGUUCAUGAAAGGGAGGUACUUUAUCUGAGUUUUAAUUUUUCUUUUCAUGCAACUCAAAUCUCUGGAGUGACAAUCAUUAUACCUUUAGAAAACCUCUAUGAUCAAUUGAGUACUUUACCCGCUUCAUCCUUAGAGAAUAAAAGUUGGUUUAAAGCUAAACUAGUGGAUAUAGCACACUAGUUUCAUUCUCUUGGACCAAAGCACAGAAGCAUGUUAACUUCGGAGCACAAGUCAUUAAAAUAGUUGUUAAAUAAUGCUGAUAUUAUUAUAGUUGAACAUGAUAAAGGAUCAGAUGUCAUUAUUAUGAAUAAGUCCUAUUACAAAAAUAAAAUGAAAUCCAUUUCCAGUGAUAAAAGCAAAUUUAUGACUGAUGUUGACGCUGAUGGAUUAUGUAAAUUAAAAAGGGAAGUAAACUCAAAUGUAAUCAAAUUGUUAAACACGAAUGCUAUCAACAAAGAGGAGUUUGAUUAAUUAAAACAUAUGGGUUCGGUGUAUCUUAAUUUAUAGAGAUUACUAAAAUCCCAUAAACCCGACACCCCUUUACGUCCAAAUAUAUCAAUUUGUUGGUCACCUACACACAAUCUGGCAAAAUGGCUGUCAAAAGUAUUAAACCCAAUCCGAAACCAAUUUUGUAAGUAUUAUUUGAAUGAAUUAGUUGGAUUAUUUAAGUACCUAAUGAAUAUGAAUAUAAAAAGUCUAUGACAGUGUCCCUAUGAUGUAAAAACUUUAUUUACAAAUUCACCUCUUAGAAAGACUUAAUAUUUUAUGUGAUUAUAUCAUUAAUUAAACCGUUGCCAUUUUCUGUUAAAACUCUUAAACACAUUAUUAUUAUGUACUGACAACAUAAAAUUCAC
This is a messenger RNA of Schistosoma bovis, 2152 nucleotides long. NCBI's taxonomy places the organism in Eukaryota, Metazoa, Platyhelminthes, Trematoda, Strigeidida, Schistosomatidae. The record is from the annotation of a GenBank genome assembly.